AUGAUGUCUCAGAAAUCCGAAAUCAUCCGGUCAGCUUUCAAAGGUCGUGACCGGCCCCUCCUCUCCUAUGGCAUUGAUUUCCACACUGCUGCAUGUCAUCAUGUUUCUAAGACUUUCAACGCCUCUCGUGUUUACGUCAUCUCCUCUAGGUCAUUAGCAAGUCAGACCAAUGCACUGGAAGAUUUGAAAAAUGCACUAGAGUCAGACAAAGUUGUGGGAUGUCGUAUCGGAAUGCAAAGCCACACACUGUGGUCGGAAGUCCUAGAAAUUGUCGAAGAGGCACGCAAUGUGAAAGCUGAUCUCCUCCUUACCCUCGGCGCUGGCAGCUUAACCGAUGGUGCCAAGAUUAUUGCUUUGGCUCUUGCCAACCAAGUGCAUACGGUUGAAGAAUUAGAGACACUAGCCCAAGGCCCUCAUAAAAGGUCACAAAUCAAUGAACCAACAAUUCCUAUCAUCUCAAUUCCAACCUCAUUAUCAGCUGGGGAAUAUUCUGACUUUGCAGGCGGUACAGAUGAUCACUCACGGCGCAAGUUCAGCUUCCAGGCGCCCACGCGCGGACCACAGCUUGUCAUACUAGACCCGAAACUAGUUCAAUCCACACCAAGCUCCAUUUGGCUCAGCACUGGGAUACGAGCGGUUGAUCACUGUGUGGAAACACUUUGCGCCAUAGUUGGAGUAACGCCGGAGUCAGAUGACCUCGCUGAGCAUGCCCUCAGUCUAUUGAUCCCAAGUCUAUUACAGUGCAAGAAAGAUCGCACAAACACCGAUGCACACCUUCAAUGUCAGCUUGGGUCCGUUGAUGCGAUGGCAGCUUGUACAAGCGGGUCAGUACAACUUGGUGCAAGCCAUGGAAUCGGGCAUCAACUCGGCCCCUUAGGUGUUGGACAUGGUGAAACUAGCUGUAUUCUUCUCCCAGCAGUGUGUAAAUUCAACGCUGCACAUAAUGCGAACCGGGACCAGCAAAUGAGAGUACGCGAGUUUCUGAUCCGUGACAAAGUCGUUUCAGAAGUGCUUCAAUCACACUCAGUGGAUGUGGAGAAUUCAGACCUUGGUGAUAUACUAGAUGUCAUUAUUCGUGAACUUGGUAUGCCGCGGUCUCUCAGUGAGGUGCAGGUUGGUCGGGACAAGCUCGAUGGGCUAGCAACACACAGUCUGCAUGAUAGGUGGUGCCAGGCAAACCCUGUGCCGCUGAAAGACAAGUCGCAAGUCCUUGAAAUUCUCGAAAUGGUGGUUUAA
Penicillium malachiteum is the source of this 1236-nucleotide messenger RNA. RefSeq names its product iron-containing alcohol dehydrogenase. The coding region runs from base 1 to 1236 and encodes 411 amino acids. Lineage: Eukaryota; Fungi; Ascomycota; Eurotiomycetes; Eurotiales; Aspergillaceae. Gene Ontology annotation, molecular function: metal ion binding; alcohol dehydrogenase (NAD+) activity. The transcript has 3 exons. Gene Ontology annotation, cellular component: mitochondrion. The record is from RefSeq and is a predicted model, not a curated record.